AAAGAUCCUCACCACCCAGGCCAUGCUCUUUUCUCAUACGUCUUUUAUCACACGGCCAUCAAGUAGAAGUAUUGGAAAUAAAAUAGGAAAGAAAAUUCCUACACCACGUCGACUUUCGUCCAUUUUCCUUUUGAUACCUAUCGCCGUAUCAGUGGUGUGAUAUGAAGCCUUAAAGCAACGAAUCCGCAAAGCUCCGGUAAUAACAAGUGGGCUGGAAAGUAAUCGUGUAUACUCGCAGUGACUCAUAGAAAGCCAACGGAAAAGCUGAACUAUACAACGAACACAAGAAGCAACACAAAUGUCCAGAAGCUUUAUUGAAAGCACAGUGCUUCAAUAGCAAAAGUGUCAGAAUGACACGUAGACGUAAAACUACUAACAGGAUGGUAAGGAAUUUUUGGAUGAUAUUUUUUACUGUCACCACCUCAGAAUCAGGAGAAGGAAAUACUACUCCACAGCCUCUGGAUUUCUUAGAUUCUCCUGAUUGUUUCAAACCUGCACUGCAAGAAUACUACUAUGGAUGUGUGGGUGAACCUUUUGAAGUGACAUGUGAGCUAAAUAAUCUCAGUGAUAACAAUUCUAUUAACUAUUUAAGCGACCAAUUAUUAUGGUACAAACAAGGCAGGGAAGGAAGUGUUCAACAAAGUACUGAUUGGAAUGAAGUUGUUAGUCAAAGAGGAAAGAAUUUUUCACUUUCAUCGAUCAGCACGGCUGAUUCUGGUACUUACCUCUGUUUGCUCAGAAAUAGUGGCUUCUGCCUUAAGGUGGUAGUACUACGUGUGAAAAAGCAGAAUGAAACAGGUUGUCAAGACACUCAAAGUUGUGAGGUUAUCCUAAUUCGGCAGAGAUCAGCUACAAUAACAUGUCCAGGAAUUCAACAUUUCAAUUCCUCAGAAAGAUCUCCUGUGGAGUGGUACAAGAAUGGGGAACUAGUUGAAGAACGUGAUUAUCGAUAUAGUCUUGAGUUAAGAAAUGACCAAAUUUAUUUACAAACUGUAUAUCAAGUAGAUUCUGGCAAUUACACGUGUACCUUUAAGUUCUUUGAAAAUAAAAUCCCAUGGCUUGUGAAAAGGACAUUAACCGUGAAUGUUAUGGAUGCUGACACAACAAAACCUCCAACUGUAAUUGACCCGCAUGGAGUAAAGACAAUUGAAGUAGAAAUUGGUAGUUCUGUGCAGUUAACCUGCAAAGUUUCUUUUGGUUUUGAAAAGAAUUUUUCCCCUGUGAUAAAAUGGUUAACAAAUGAGGGUGAGAUGGAAAAUAUGAGAAUCCAACAGGGCGAAGUUCGUUAUUUGUUUAGGUUCACCGAAAAAAAUAAAGAAUUUUUAUUGACCCGGGAAGCAAAACUGAAUGAAGUUACUGCAGAAGACUUUAAUACCAACUUCACUUGCUUCUCUCAGAAUUCCCAGGGAAAUUCAUCUGGGGUGCUUAGGCUGAAAGAGAAAGAGUUGUCCACCUUUCAAAUAAAAGUGAUAACCAUAUCUACAUCACUAAUAUUCGUGGUGAUUGUUUCUGGAUUUGUUGGAGUAUAUAAAUUCUGGUUGGAAAUUGUUCUACUUUACCGGUAUUAUUUCUCAAAGGAUGAAACCAUUGGAGAUGGGAAAGAAUUUGAUGCCUUUGUUUCAUAUGCAAGUUCCUGUUCAUCUGGGGAGGAUGUUGAGAGUGACGGCUAUUUCAUUACAGAGGAGAGGUUUGCCCUGGAACUGCUUCCCAGCAUCUUGGAGGAGCAGUAUGGGUAUAAGCUGUGCCUCUUUGAGCGAGAUAUACUUCCUGGAGGUGUUUAUACAGAAGAUGUUAUUUUAUGUAUAAAAAGAAGCAGGAGAGUAAUAAUUGUCCUGAGUCCUAAUUACUUUGCUUCGGCUAAAUCAAGAAUCUUUGAACUGCAAACGGGUGUCAACACCAUGCUCGAUAAUUUCAAAACCAAGGUGAUUUUGAUCAAUUUCCAUGCCCUACCUCAAGGAACUGAUCUUCCAGACAAUGUUAAAAGGGCCAUUGCAGUGCUGCCGGAGAUAACGUGGAAAGGUAGCAAGUCUUCUCAUCCAUCCUCAAAGUUCUGGAAGAUGCUUAGGUACUAUAUGCCAGUGAAAAAGAAAGAACUAUGUGAGAAAAAUGAGAUGUCAAAAGCAUUAAUCUAAUGGAUAGACUUUGACAUACUCGUAACUACUAUGUCAGUUAUUUGUCUAUUUAAUUGAAUUACAUGUUACGUAUUGUCAAAUGUACUGGAAGUCAGAAGCUAUUUUAAUUGUACAAUAUAAAAAUAUAUAUCAACACAAUACAUAUUGUUAUGCUUAUAAAAAGAAUGUGUUUGUUGCAUCAGUUUUGGAUGUACACUGUAGAAUAUAGAUCAGUACAGCACAGUAUGGGUUCUUUGGCCCAUGAAGUUGUGCUGACCUACAGCAAAUGAUUAUUUGCAGAUGACACACUGUUGGAUGGUUGACAGACUUGUAGCAGGUCUCCACCUCAGGACAAAUUAGGAUCACCAUACCUUUACUUGCAAGAUGAAACAGGGAUAAGGAUGCUAUGCAUAGAGAAUAUGAUCACAAAUCUCUGAAGCAAAAAAAAAGUCAAUCUCAGGAAAACUAGCUGUUACCUUUUAAACUAAUUGAACUAAUUCAAAGGAAGUCAUGGGAGACUAAAAUGCAGGCCUAACUUCAUGUUUACUUUAAUUGAGGCACACACGUAUUGCGUGGUAGCGUGACUUAAUGUAGUUAUACA
Mobula hypostoma (lesser devil ray) is the source of this 2712-nucleotide messenger RNA. RefSeq names its product interleukin-18 receptor accessory protein-like. The coding region runs from base 351 to 2132 and encodes 593 amino acids. Gene Ontology annotation, molecular function: interleukin-18 receptor activity; interleukin-1 receptor activity. The transcript is spliced from 13 exons. Gene Ontology annotation, biological process: interleukin-18-mediated signaling pathway. The record is from RefSeq and is a predicted model, not a curated record. NCBI's taxonomy places the organism in Eukaryota, Metazoa, Chordata, Chondrichthyes, Myliobatiformes, Myliobatidae.